AUGGAUCGGAGAUUGAUGGUUAAAAAUGAGUGCUUUUUAUCUGGUGAUCCUUGUGAGUCUUCUUUCCAUGUGUUCGUUGCUUGCCCCUUUGCGAAAGCUGUUUGGGAAGCUGUUGCAAUCCAAGUUCCAACAAAAAGUAUGCUGAAUAUUCAAGAAUGGUUUGUUUAUGUUUCUGAGAAGCUAACAUCUACUGAGGUAGUAAUGGUUGCUAUUAUUUCAUGGGCUUUGUGGUUCAAUCGAAAUAAGGUUCGUGUAGAAAAUUGCUCCAGAUCUCCGCAGGAAAUAGUCCAGUUCUCAAGGGAAUAUAUUCAUCAUUAUCAAGCUGUUAAUUGUUUGAGUGGCGAUUCUAUUGCUCGAAUUGCUUCUAAUAUAAGGACUAUAUGGACACAACCUCAAAUAACUGUUUCCAAAGUAAAUACCAACAUUAUACUGGAGGGUGAUUCUAAGUCUUUCAUUGAAGCUUUAUCAUAG
Ilex paraguariensis (yerba mate) is the source of this 471-nucleotide messenger RNA. The record is from the annotation of a GenBank genome assembly. Lineage: Eukaryota; Viridiplantae; Streptophyta; Magnoliopsida; Aquifoliales; Aquifoliaceae.